Saccostrea cuccullata (small rock oyster) is the source of this 2275-nucleotide messenger RNA. Its product is annotated as peroxisome proliferator-activated receptor gamma coactivator 1-alpha-like. Gene Ontology annotation, biological process: positive regulation of transcription by RNA polymerase II. Lineage: Eukaryota; Metazoa; Mollusca; Bivalvia; Ostreida; Ostreidae. Gene Ontology annotation, molecular function: RNA binding; transcription factor binding. Bases 192 to 2027 code for a protein of 611 amino acids. The record is from RefSeq and is a predicted model, not a curated record. The transcript is spliced from 11 exons. Gene Ontology annotation, cellular component: nucleus.
CAGUGACUGAUGUGAUUAAUGGCCCACAUGGACUACAAGAGAAUGACAUGAACUACAGACAGACACACUGACAAUGAUCAUCAGCGCAGCAGCUGGACAUCUCUACAAACAGGGCCUGUGGAUUAUGCAAUAUGAUUUAAAGAGAAUCACCAAACUUUCUGCAGGAUAAUUGACAACAGUUCACCUUCAAGAUGGAUCGAGAUCCAGACAUAACCUCUGUUGUGUCAUUGGCAGAGUUUGAGGAGUUUAACCCGGCAGAAUUACCACUUAAUUUUGAUAUGCCUGACCUAACACCUUAUAAUGAUUCAGUUGGUAUAGAAGCUGCUGAUGUGGGAAGCCUACUAGAACAGUUUGAAGAAGCAUCAAAUUCUUUAUCUGGAUUUGAAGAUCUCAAAAUGAGCAAUGAAACAAAAACCAUUGAAAAAUUAGCAGUGUCAAUAAUCCCAGAGAAAUGUAAUAGCAAAGAUGCGCUGCACAAGAUCAAAGCUUUAAAUAAAAGGAAGUCGGUAAUUCUUUUGCCAAUGGGGAUGCCGUCAAAAAGGGGGCGUGGCCAGGCUAUUGCAUUAAAGCCUACCAGUACCACUCCCAGACUGCAACGAAUACUACAGAAGUCGUCCGCAGAAGUGAGUCAAUCUAUACUGGAGUCCAUGGAAAAGUAUUCCCCAAAGAAACAGCCAGUAUGUACUGCCUCUGACAUUCUGGCAGAAGAGAAAACUUCAGUGAAUAAAAAUUACUACAGAGACAUCUUGGAUCAUGACUACUGUCAGAAUGUCCCCAGAUUAGAGAGAAACAAAACGCAGUCAAACUUAAAUUGUCAUCCAGGUGAUGUUCUGGACUUGGAAGAUGGAGAGAUCAUAGACGAAUUUGAUGAUGUGGAGAACGAAAAAGAUAAAAACUUGACAAAUUCCACAUCAGAUGGUUUCAAAAAUAGACAAAAUCUUGCCCUUGCUAAGGAUAAUGUCUCAAAUAAACCAAGUGAUUCACAACAGAAAGGACAGAAGUUUAGUGGCAGGAACUAUAGAAAGAGAGACGAGAGUCCAGUUGGUAAGGAAGAUGAUAAAUUCUUUGAUAAAAUUCCGUCCUACUACACAGCCUUGUCACUGAAUGGCGUCAAACAGUCCAAAUCUAAAAAGGAAAAUAUCGCUCCAAAAGAAGAUAGCAAUGGAGGGGGCAUUACUAUUCAGGACUUCUUUGAGCCAAAUCCCAUGCCUCAGGGAGACAGCUCAGUUUACAGUAGACUACCAGCUUAUCAUAGCUGUUUCACAAAUAGUACUAAGUAUGACAACAACGAUGUCUCCUUGGAGAGCAAGUCAAGCAGUGGAUACUCAAGUAGAAGCCGGUCUCCCUUUAUGAACCAUAGAUCAAGUUCAAGGUCAGCCAGUAGAAAUUCAAGUAGGUCAAGGUCAAGGGAUCGUGACAGGAGAGGAAGAAGGAGGAGGAGAAGUGGUACUUAUGAUUCCAUUGUAUCCAGAUCUCGAUCCAGGUCAUAUGGAUCUUCAUACUCAAGGUCAUCUCGUUCAAGAUCUCGGUCAUAUUCCCGGUCAAGAUCAAGGUCAUACAGCUCAAGAUCUAGGUCUUCAUCUGUUUCCAGCAGGUCUAGAAGUCGGAGUAGAAGCUACAGUAGACAUAGAGAAUACAGAAGUAGAAGUCGAAGCUUGUCACAUGAGAGACGUCUGGCAGAACGCCAGAAACGUAGAGAGGAAGAGAGGGCACAAAAAAUGAAAGACAGAAGAAUCAUUUAUGUGGGGAAAAUUCCAAACAACUACUCUAAAAGACAGCUGAGGAAAAGAUUUGAGUGUUUUGGAGAAAUAGAAGAAGUUAGUGUCCAUUUCAGGGAGUGUGGCAGUGAUAUUACCUUUGUUUUGGUGGCAAAAUUUUGUGAAGUGGAAUAUGCUGAUUUAGAUGGGAAAAAUGAGGUGAUUGAAGAGUACUACCCCCUUGUUAGGAAGAGUGAUCCUUUGGACUUUGAUUCACUUCUACAACAAGCAAGGAAGUUAGCCGAAGAAAAGAAGAAAAAAGCUUUAUGAUACCAGAGUCGCAACUCAUCAGGAAACCAUGUCUUUCAUUUAUGCAAACAGUAAAUCAACAAGUUAAUAGGACUUAUUGUGUUCAGAAUAAGAAUUUUCAUGUUUUGGUGUUAAACACUUUGUCUCAAAGACAUCUUCAAUGUUUAUGAAUCUGGUAUUGUAAAUGUGUGGCUUAGGUCUUGUAUAGAUACAAUCUGGCGAAAUGAUCAACAAAUUUUCUUGUAAUGAAGAGAUUUUUGUCUGGUACA